Molecule: messenger RNA, 5629 nt
Organism: Biomphalaria glabrata
Lineage: Eukaryota; Metazoa; Mollusca; Gastropoda; Planorbidae
Exons: 8
Coding region: 629-4519 (1296 amino acids)
Biological process (GO): signal transduction
Source: RefSeq, a predicted model, not a curated record
ACUACCAAAAAGCGACAAAACCCGAACUCGCGCAAUCUUUCAAAAGAAAAUCGGGGCCAUAUAACUUGUCGAGUUAUACAAGCCAGUGUGGACUGCACAAUUGCCUUCUUUUGAACGAAUGAACAAGUACGCGCGUUAUGUUGGAUAUAUUUUACCAAUGAUACAGUAAAAAAAAAAAUAGAGCACAGCUAUGUAAAUAUAGUAGUGGCAUUAAUUCGUGGAUUUAUAUGGAGGUUACACAUCGGAAUAUACAAGCUGGAUUACAUCAUUUCAACAUAUUUCAUGCAUGAGGAUUAACAGUUCGCUGUAAUACGGUGUUUUCUCUUGUUCUGCAAAAGUAGAUUAAUUCCCUUAGACGUUGACUCGUUAAUGAGGCAAUUAGAAAAACUUAAUUAUCUGUAGACCCAAGUAGAUAUACUUGAUGAGUGUCUAUAUUUAGACCUAGAUUAUACACGUAGGUUUGACGUCUUGGAGGUGCUAGUGCACAUGUAGACUUAUAAUAUCCUGCAGGAUAACGGAUAUCACACAUUUAUUGUUCAUAAGUCAAGUUUGGAUAUACUGUUCAGAAAACGAGGAUAUAUUAUUUUUACAUGGAUUUAUUGUCUUAAACUUGUCCAAGUGUUCACUGAUGGAGGACAACCCUCACCAGUACGACAUCCCGAUAUGGUUUAACGGGACACAGAACUGGAUGACGGGAUUGACCAAGAGAACCACUUGUGAUGACCUCAUCUACGCCCUGCUCUACAGCAACGCCCUGCACGAGACGGACGCGACGGAAAGCUACGCCAUUUUUGAGAAGUGGCGGGAAGUGGAGCGACCUCUAUCGUCUCGUACAAAGGUUCGCAAAGUCUGGUCGGCGUGGGGAGAAGAACAGCCCAACGUACAACUGAGCAUGCGCAGUCUGGAGGAUUAUUUCCUGCCUGGAGAGUCAAGCCUCUACCUCAGAAGUCGGCGCCGGGGCAAAAAGCCCAGUAGGCACAAAGUUAGGCACACGACACAGUGCAGGUGUCAUAACAAACGAGGCUGUGUCGAGUGCUCCAGGCUCAAGUCUUUAGAACAGCUGGUCAAACUCGUAGUCAAUCAAGAGAGAAAGAUACAGGAGAUAAGUGACCGGAUAUACGAUACAGACGUGCUGAUCGGGAGGCAUGAGUCUAGGAUACACCACCACAGAGUCCAGCAAAAUGGCCAAGACUAUGUCCAGGACUCCUAUCUGAACAGCCGCAGCAGCGAAAGCAGCAGCAGCCUUGACCGCCUCAGCUUUACCAGCCUUGACCUUAAAGACAUCGGCGAGGUCUUCCCAGAGUCCACCUACCACGAACUGGAAGAGAUCUCUCGGCUGUGCAACGACCUGACCCACGUUGAGCGCAGAUUGGAGGAAGAGCGCGCGAAAAUUGAAAAGCUUGAACCGGAAGUAGACGAGCUGUCGCAGAAGAUGGGCUUGGCUGCUGAGAAGGAAGGUGAAACGAACUUGGAGCUUGAAGACACAAGGACUGAGAUGAUCAGGGCGGUGACUCUGCACGUGACCAACGAGUACAACGAAAGGGAACUGGACAGGAAGAUGGACGUCUGUCUUCAUCAGCUGGCCAAGAAGAUGGAGCUGUACCGUGAGUUAAACAACGAUCAAGUUUUCUUGCCUGAUGCUUCUACAGACCCCAGGUCAGCAGAAACUUUGGAAGAAGACGUUUUCCUUCCCAGAGUUCACGACUCGACCUUCACCUCGCAGCACUCUUCUACGGAUGAACAUCAAAAUACUCACACUGUCCUAACAACUAUGUCUGAGAAAAAAGACUUAGGACGCUCUGCUACGGUCUGGGGAACCUCUGACCCUAGCGUCGAAAAUCUAUAUAAAUACCCAUUGACUCAAUCGCCCUUGACCCCCACACAGGAGGUCAGCCAUGAACUGAAACUUCCAUAUCAAAAAAAGAGCGUUACGUUUGCUGGGGAUAACGAUGUUGAGACCCAGUUGCUCGAAAGUUCCAGAAUAACUUUGGCUAACCACAACUUGUCAAGUCGAUCAUUAUCUAGCUCUGCCUUGCCGCCAAAUCAUUUUCAUUCAACUCCAAGUCAACUGGCAUCACAUCAAAGCACACGAAAUCCAACGAAUCCAACCUAUGUAUCGCCCAAUCAAAACUCACCAAGUCAUUUCUCGCCCAAUCAAAACUCACCAAGUCACUUCUCGCCCAAUCAAAGUUUACAAAAACCUUUCCAGUCAUUUUCUAAUGCACAAAUUCAGUUCUCGCCAAAUCAGAACUUGCCAACUCAAAACUCAUCAGGCAUCAAAAAUGAUUCUUCUUUAGAGAGGACCAUUGAUUGCGUGAAAGGUGGGCGUGAUACAGUUGACAACGGCAGGGACUAUUUGGACUCUAGAUGGACAUCUUCAUCUGAACAUCGGCGCACUUCGAUACAGACAAGGGACGGGUUAAAGAUUCGUUCCAGAUCUGCUGACCGGUCCUCAGAGCAUCAAAGAGCUAGGUCACGAGAAUUAAGUCCAGAACGUAUGAACGGUAAAAGAGACAGUACUUAUAUGGACACUCAGAGAGAUAGCAACAUACAUAUUGUCAAUCAAUAUGGCUUAGAGUUGGCGAAACUCCCUGGCCAUUUCAAACACAACAUUAACGGUGGUGUCCGAUCGGAACAUUCGCGCUUCAAUAAAACCCAUACACCAAAAACGGAAAGGGUGAAAGAAAAUGGGGCACAUGAAAGGGAGGUCACUCCAAACAAGGGAGAGAAUUCUCAGCCACAACUCAGGACAGCGCCUGAUUUACCGUCUCGGCAGCCUCGCAACAAUUCGACACAGUCCCGAAAUAUUUGUGCACAAGGCGAGCAGUCCUCGCUCGGGGUCAGCGACACACAUGACACUGUGGGAGGGCGGGAGAGGCAAGGGGAGCAACUCCUUCAACCUAAUAAUGCCAACAAUAGGAUAUUGACUAACAUGGACUCUGGAUCAAGAGGAGACAACAUUCCUCAAACCCAACGGAGUUUAUUGCGGGGGCUAAGGGAUUCCAGUAUCGCAGUCCACAAUAAGGGUCAUUUGUUUGGCCAGGGCAUUAGCGAUUCACAAAGGCCGAGCCAAAACAAUGGUCAGAGCGCUCUACAAGCUAAUGUCAACAAAAGCUCAGGACAGAGACCAGAGCUGACCACACGAGCCGUUGAUUCAAAGGUCGCAUGCGACCCGACAUUGCGUUCGGUCCCGUUACAUCAUGGACAGGUUCAAGUGUCCAGUCGGACCAAUGCGAGCCUGUCAGACAUUAAACAGAUAGUAGACCAUUCAACGCGACAUCAAAGUGUGGACGGAAACGCGCUCGUCAAUCCUAUUAAUAACCCAAAUGAAAUGUUUCCCCACAAACAUUCACACGUGUUGCCAGGCAACCAAGCGCUUGCGCGAGCAAGUCAGAACAGCUCCGCACUUAUAAACAUGGAUGCCGCGAAAAGGACCGAUCACAAUCAUUCAGGGCACGAUCAUUCGUCAGGUAGAGCCAGUGAGUCGCCCCACGCAUUUCCCUCACACUAUUACCUUCCCAGAACCAAUCAAAACAUGUCUGGGUCUUGGAUGCAUGAAGUGGACGUCCACGAGAUUAACACCUGGACUGGUCGAAGUUUCGCCAUUUCUGCGCCUAAAUCGGCCACAGCCUCAGACGACGAAAGUAUUUCUCCAACCUCAUAUGGGCAUUUUCCCGAAACUAGAGAACAAAAAGAAGCGAGGCGACCCAGUGUCGACUCUCUUGGUGAAAGAAAUCUCGACCACCCCGUUUCGAGUCCAGGUCACUAUCGUUUGACAGAAAGUGAUAGUUCAAGCCGCGGCGCUUUGUAUCACAUUGUCACUAGUAAACUGAAUAAAAGCGCGGCCGAGUCUAGUCAGAAUUUCACACGAGAAGAUUCUCGUAUAUAUACACAAAAUGGCUUCCAUCCGAAUUCACCCUCUUACGAUAUUACAAAAGGUCAUAAUGUGUUCGAUAAGGAUAAUAGUUUAGGAAAGCUGCAGACGAUAUAUCCACCUUCGGACGAAGUUCAUUUGAGCCAAUCAAAAGCCGGUAGUGUACAGCAUAACGGCUUUCAAAAUUUCAAACACAUUCAGGACAAGGGAAACAAUCCAAGUUUUCAUAACGUGGCAAAAACAGACUCGAGUUACCUAACUUUAUUUAAUGGCACCUCAGGAAGAGACGUGCUGCAUGCUGCGAGACAAGCCCCCCUUGUCAACAGUCGCUUAGAGAGCGGAAGCAGUUUGAAGCAGAAUCAUCACAGACCGUCCCCCACAUCGCACCAAAGCAGCACCGCCUCAAGCCCCCACCUCCCGGUGACUAGCAGCACUCUUACAGUCAACCUCAAAGACAUUCCGGCUAACCACCAGAAAACGACCCGCGUGAUGAGCGCACGUAACUAUGGAAACACGAGCGCCAGAGUGUUGGCGGACAGGGUCCUGGGCAGGACCAAAUUUGAGGACAUCAAUGACUCUAACUCUGAUACUGGUUUGAGUUCAAUGCACUCUGACGAGACAGCCAACCUGGAAACAUUAGUUUAAGAAAUACUGAAUAUUAGAGAAAGUCUUAUUGGCCAUUUUCAUUUACGGGGGGAAAAACUAUAGCUAGCUGUUUUGGUGUAUCCGGUGUAGAGAAUAAAUAGAGUGUUGAUAAGCUAAGCAUUUUUGAAAAGGUUAUAUAAUCAUUUGAGUGCACUUUUGAGCACUGUUCAGUCAGAUUUUCAAAGCUCUUUCGUUUACAAAAACAAAUAAUCUCAAUAUAGAGAAAGUAUGAAGCUUUUACUCUAUGAAUUAUUUUAAAACAUAUCAGCAACCAACUCGCGGUACUACAAGUAGAGUCGAUAAGAGGAUCAACUUCUACGCAAUGAGAUAUUAGUCAAAUCGCAGCUCCAUUCAUUUUAUUUAGUUGGCAAUAGAGAAAUUCAAUUAGUGUCCUUGACAUUGUUUAGUUUAUCGUGUAAAAUCUCCAACAGAUGUACACAAACAAAUCAUUGUUCAAUAUUAUUGUUAUUUACCUGACAUUAAGAUGACAAGUGUUUUAGUCUACCAGGUUCUCAUGGUACUAUUAGCCUGCAUUGUAUGUAUGUCACGUCAAUUUGUAACAAAUAGGUGCUCAUAGCCAAAGAAUGUUACAAAGAUGUGUAUGAUGUAAUGUGCGUAACUGUGUGUAGGCCCAUUGGGAUAUCUAAAUGUUGAGUGAUGUCAAGUUUAGCUUUCUUUAAUUCGAUUUUUUAAGGCUUGUUGAACAUUGGGCAGGUGGGAGAGCUGUUUGUAAAAACUUAAUUGGAUAACACUCUAAUUCACAGUAGUGAACCUAGACACUAGCGGGAUCAAUGCUCAUUACAAUAUCAGGUGUAGUACACUGGAAAGGGAGAUCAAAAACAAUUCUAACAAAUACAGGUUAUUAGUUGUUAUUGCCCUUUCUAUACCACUACUUUUAGGAAAAACGAAUUGUUAAAAAAUAAAGAUGUUUACUUGUGGGUUAGUCGAAGCAGGAGGCAAAUUUGUUAUCGUGCAGUAGUCGUUAAUUGUUGAUCAACAGUUUAACCGAAAUUUAAAAUAAAAUCCUCUUUGACGAAUAUGCAUAACAUCAUUCACCUGUCUCAUAAUAAACGCUUUGAGAUAUCUAAUUUUCAUAUUUACCUGCCAUUG